This is a messenger RNA of Ceratina calcarata, 4696 nucleotides long. It is a transcript of the gene Gyc88E, whose product is annotated as Guanylyl cyclase at 88E. Gene Ontology annotation, molecular function: nitric oxide binding; guanylate cyclase activity; oxygen sensor activity. Gene Ontology annotation, biological process: nitric oxide-cGMP-mediated signaling; cGMP biosynthetic process; response to oxygen levels. The transcript is spliced from 13 exons. Bases 1519 to 4038 code for a protein of 839 amino acids. Gene Ontology annotation, cellular component: guanylate cyclase complex, soluble. The record is from RefSeq and is a predicted model, not a curated record. NCBI's taxonomy places the organism in Eukaryota, Metazoa, Arthropoda, Insecta, Hymenoptera, Apidae.
UUUUCAGUUUCAGAAUUCCGUAGGCUUCGCUCUGUCGCUGACUCAGCUGUCCCUCUUCGCUAUUUAUCCAUCUAAGACGAAGAAGGAUCAAGAGAAACUGAAUUAAAAUAAAAUAAAAACUUGUACAAUGCUUCCUGUUAUCGCCACUUUUUUACAGUGCAAAAGAUAAAUUAGUUGUAUUUACAAAUUCGAGCGUUGAACGCUCGACCCAAUCUUCCUUAGAUUAAAUGUUAUUUUUUUUAAUUAAACCCUGCAGUUUUAUUUAAAUUCACCCGGAAACGAAGUACGAAUGAACGUAAUGGACAUUAAAAGGAGGAGGUCCCCUUCAGAGAAUUGUGCUUAUUUAAAGCGCAGAUCCGUUCAAUCAACGACGCGUUAAACGAUCAAUUUUAGUAACCGUUUCUAUUUUUAAUCUACAAAACAUUUCGUUUCAAUGACUAGAAUUAAUUGAAAGGAGUUCUAAUCUUUUAGAGAUUCGCAAUCUUUGAACAACGCCUGCUAUGAAAGCACAGAAUUCAUUAUGUAAAUUCAAUUGUACGUCUAAUAAUAACCGCAUACUUCUCAAUGAGCGUGUGCUACGCGACGGAGGGACUCAGUUGAUUACCAUUUCACUUUCCACGAUGCAAAUAAGAGAACCUCCUCCUGGCGACAAACGAUUUACGUCCGUGGCGCGCUCGUUAUGGGAUCGACUUAUUAUUAUAUUAUGAGCGACGUGCAUCAUCGGCUUUCUGAUCGAGUUUGCUGGCUAAUAGCAGGAAACAGUGACCUUCUACAGUGGACAGUGGCUAUCGUGGCCGUCAGUAACGCGUACGAUUCUACAGAGAUUGCCAUGCGAUCCACUCAUUAUUAUUUCUACAAAUUCAAUACAAAAUUAAGUAUAAUUCGCGUGUGUUUUUAUAAAUUCUCAUGUGCUGCCUAGUGUUUAAGAUUUCCAUUGUUUGGUAAAACAAAGCAAGAUGAGAUGAGAUGAGGUGAGUGUUUUUAAACAAAACCAAUCAAAAGAAAGACUCAUUAUGAAUUCCCUCAUGAAAGAGGCAUGAUUCACGUUCGUCACGUGCGGAUCGUACGUCAGAAGACUGUAAGCGGACGUACAAUAAUUGGUAAAUGAAAUGGAAAUCUGGCAAACGAACGUAGUUUUCAAAGAGCGUCGGUAGGAACCGUCGGACUUUUUCUAAUUUGUUUCAUUUGUUUCAAUCGCGCAUCCGCGCACGGUUUCCCUACGCUAAGAUUGAUCCCCACGAGUGUGCGCCUGGGGAUACUCGCCGUCGCACACACAGAGGGAAACUAGUCGGUUUAACGUGGACAAGUUUCUGUUGUGUACGAAGGAGGAGGAGGAGGAGCCUCGUUCGACACCUGCUGCUGCUGCUGCUGCUGCUGCAUCCCCUGUUGCCUCUCUUCUACGAGUCAUCAUGCGGAUCAGCUGACGGUUCGUGUAACGCAAUGCUUCCAAUGGUGUAACGCUAGGAACAGCGAUAAGGAUCGCGUAAGCACAUUGGAGACGAGCGAGAAUUAUCAAAGAUGUACGGUCUAAUUCUGGAGAACUUGUCGGAGUACAUACGACAGGUUUAUGGAGAAGACAGAUGGGAGGAGAUCCGUCGGCAAGCGUGCGUGGAUCAACCAAGUUUCAGCGUUCACCAGGUCUACCCUGAGAAUCUGAUACCAAGACUAGCGAAAAAAGCUAUCCAGGUACUAGGAGUGUCGGAAAAAGAGUUUUUCGACCAGAUGGGCGUGCAUUUCGUAGGGUUCGUCGGACAAUACGGUUACGAUCGCGUGCUGUCGGUACUCGGACGUCACGUAAGAGACUUUCUUAACGGUUUGGACAAUUUGCACGAAUAUCUGAAAUUCUCCUACCCUAGGAUGAGGGCACCCUCGUUUAUUUGCGAAAACGAGACCCGGCAAGGACUGACCCUGCAUUACAGGAGCAAACGACGCGGCUUCGUUUAUUACACGAUGGGCCAGAUAAGAGAGGUGGCUCGUCAUUUCUAUCACAAGGAAUUACAGAUAGAGUUGGUCCGUGAAGAGGUCCUCUUCGACACGGUCCAUGUCACGUUUCAGCUGACGUUUGAUAACAGGGCGUUCACGCAAGCAUCGCUGGCGAUGACGCGCGAGGAGAAACAUCUACCCAUAGGGGCGUCCGUUCUCUUCGAGAUCUUCCCCUUCUGCAUCGUCUUCGGAUCUGACAUGAUCGUGAGGAGCAUUGGCAACUCUUUGAUGGUAAUUUUGCCAGACCUCGUCGGAAAGAAGAUAACUCAUUUCUUUGAUCUCGUCAGACCACUCAUUGCCUUCAAGUUCCAUUCUAUUUUGAACAGAACGAAUAAUAUUUUCGAACUGGUCACCGUGGAACCGAUUCUCACCGAGAGACCGUCAGAUAGACAGAGGAACGAGAUUUUGCUAAGCGACGAACUCGACUCCGUCGACGAUCGGACUCUCAGAUUAAAAGGUCAGAUGAUCUACAUGGAUAAUUGGAAGAUGAUGAUGUACCUCGGCACUCCUGUCAUGCCUGAUUUAAAUGCCUUGAUAGCAACUGGACUUUACAUAAACGACCUAUCCAUGCACGACUUCAGCAGAGACCUGAUGCUGGCCGGUACGCAGCAGUCGGUGGAGCUGAAGCUGGCCCUGGACCAGGAGCAGCUGAAGAGCAAAAAACUAGAAGAGUCCAUGAGGAAGCUUGACGAAGAGAUGAAACGUACGGACGAGCUGUUAUACCAGAUGAUACCGAAACAGGUCGCGGAUCGUUUAAGGAACGGGGAGAAUCCGAUAGACACCUGCGAGAUGUUUGACAGCGUUUCAAUUUUGUUCUCGGACGUGGUCACGUUCACAGAGAUCUGCAGCCGGAUCACGCCGAUGGAAGUAGUGUCUAUGCUAAACGCGAUGUACUCCCUGUUCGACACGUUAACCGAAAGGAACCGGGUGUAUAAGGUGGAGACGAUAGGAGAUGCUUACAUGGUCGUGUCUGGGGCGCCAGUGAAGGAGAACGAUCACGCGGAUCGUGUGUGCGAUAUGGCACUCGACAUGGUCGAGGCGAUAACAGAUCUGAAAGAUCGUUCAACAGGCUUGCAUUUGCAGAUAAGAGUAGGAGUGCACAGCGGAGCUGUGGUGGCUGGCAUAGUCGGGCUGAAGAUGCCACGGUAUUGCCUGUUCGGCGAUUCGGUGAACACUGCCUCGCGUAUGGAGGCGACCAGUCAAGCGAUGCAGAUACACAUAUCUCAGUCAACCCGAGAGUUAUUGUCACCCUCCUACAAAGUGAAAGAGCGAGGCGAGAUCGAAGUGAAGGGUAAAGGUACGAUGAAAACCUACUGGCUGGAGAAAAGGGAGCACAGGUCGCUUUCGACGAAGGGGAUCACGAUCCAACAGCCUCCACAGUGGCACACGAGGAACACCGAAAAAAGGCUCUCUGCCAGCACGUCUGCCACGUUCGUAACCACCACCACUCUCUACGAUAAUCAAAACAGUUUAGACGCCUCCUCUAGAAGAGGAUCUAAAGUAGUUUCAAUGAUUCCUCCGGAUUCCUCUUUCCUACCCGAGGAGAGACGCAUAUACUCGCCCAUCACGUUUCAAGACGUCGCCAGGAGGUCCGUCGCCAAUUCGCCCACGAAGAACACCGACACGAAAGAGUCCAGGUCGAAUUCGAUGGGCGCAGUGAUGACCAGGAAUUCGGAGAUGUUCAGUUCACUUCUCAGCGACACUGAGGAGCACUUCCGGCAGCACCGAGACAGUAUAUCACCUCGAGCAGAGAACAGAUCAGUAGGAAUACAUUUAAAGCCGGAAGUGAGCGUAAGUGCCAGCGCAAAUUCAAGCUCAUCAUCAGACGGUUCUUACGACGACCGAGGAGGAGCUUCAGUAACCGAGCCUGACAAUGGGAAACGCGAGAAGGACCCGGAGAAACCCGGUCAACCAGAGAAGACUAAAGAUUGUCAAACGUUUCAAAGUGAAUCAAACUCGCAAUCAUUGACACAGCAGGAUCACUGCUGCCCUGGAUUCACUAUGACCAAAAGUGGCAAGGCUCGUCAUCAGAACAACGGCUGCAGCAUCGCCUAAGGAUUUAAAAUCAAUUUUUAACCAGUCAAGAGGCAGCAAUCCGGGAAUGUAUUUUUUAUCCUACGUUCCUCUCGGCGAGAAAUUGAUUGAUGGAUUUAUAAUAUAAACGUACUUGUACUAUACGUAUAAAUGUACUCGAUGUGUUUGAACAAUGCCACGCGUUUAGUGUAAAUAUAAACAACGUUUCAUGUGUUUCUACUUUGGAAGCUAAGGAACGUAUCCAAAGAAAUUUGAGUGAAAUUUUCUUGUUAAACUGGAAUUUCGAACUUGCUCCAAUUCAGGUGUUCGUCUCUGUUACCUGAAAUUCAACAGAAAGUUGUUAAACGAUGUCCCAUGUUCUUGUCAGGUGUAAUAGAAAUUGUCUGUAUCUUGUGAAUAUCGUGAGUAGAUAGAUUCAAUCUGAAGAGUCAAUAUAACAUCCGAGUUUUCUGUCUGAGAAUUUCAUUUACCUCACAGUUCUGAUUGUACAAAGUUAGAAUCGUGUUUCAUAACUGAUGAAAAUUAAUUCAGUUGCUCAAACUUGAAGAUUUUCGAUACAACAAAAAUCUGACCACAGGAAACUGAUUAUUUAGAACGAUUCUUUUUUAGCAUUGUUAACUGUCUUAAUUUAAUAGAUAUGUAAACCAUAUUGUAAGGAAUUAUACGUAAACCUAAUAAA